AUGGACAAUGUAAGAAGUGUAAAAGAUGGUGGAUCACAUAGGAAGAGUGGUCGAAGUCCUACUAAAAGAUUUGAUUUUCCUUUUCAAGUAAUAUCAAGUGCAGAAUUGAGAAAUAAAGUUCUACAACAUGUUAAGAAAGAAAAAAUUGACAAGUUACAUGAGAUGCUACAAGGAAACAAUAGAGAAAGGUUUCAGGAAAUUAUAGAAGUUGUGGACGAAACACCAAAAAAAGGAAAUCAACAAGAAAGAGUUCAAAAGGUUGAUCACAAUUUGGACAAAGAGACUAUUGCAAAGAAAAUGGAGAUAGACAAACUCUCGCAACCAAAAGUAAUGAAAGAUCAUGCACAUGGUGACAAAGAAGUUGUACAAGAAACACCAAAGAAAAGAACUCAAGUGAAAGCUACAGUGAAUAGAGAGAGAAUUCAAAAGGUUGAUGGAAAAUUGGACAACCAUAUUGCUAUGAAGAAAGCAGAGAGACCUAAGCUUUUGCAACCACAAGCUAAGGAAGUUUUUGCACAUGGAAACAAAGAAGUUUCACAAGGAAUGCUGAAAAAAAGAAUUCAUGAGAAUCUACUAGAGAACAAUAGAGAUAAAAUUCAAAAGGUGGAAAAACCAAUUGCAAGGAGAAUACUUAUUUCUUCCAAAAAUAAGAAACCAGAGAAAUCUACUCUAUCUUUGGACAUAAUGAUGUCAAAAGCUGAAUGCUCUAAAAAGCUAAACAGGGUGCCAAAAUGCCCAUCAAUGUUGAUUGAUGAUUAUGUAGAUCUUCACAAGUCAAAGGAAAUGGAUGCAACCAAGUCAAACAAUGGAGAAAAACCCGGCAGCAGCGUUAACCGUAGCUCUAAUCAAAAUCAGCCAAAAAAAGGAACUCGACAAGAAAGUGUUCAAAAUCGGGCAAAAGUCAACGAAGAAGAUGCAAUCACAAAUAGAGAAGAAGAAAAAGAAACAUCCCAAAGAAAAACUCGUGGGAAAACUUUGUGCAAAAAGAUUCAUGCAAGAACUUUGGAAGAGCGAGUAGAAGUGACCUAUAAUGAGGAUUUUCAGCCAAUUGGUCCUAGUGAAAAAGUAGUAUCUGACAUGAGCCUCUUCUUGGGAACAUUGGCUAGGAACUCAACAUUUUGUCCUCUACGUUACACCAAUUGGUCAGGAAUGCCAGAUGAUAAUAAAAAUCGUUUCUGGAGAUAUACUAAUCGGAAGUUUAUCUUGUCGGUUGAAGCACGGGAUUGGAUUGAGACCACUGUUAGAGAGGCAUGGAGAUUAUAUAAGCACAAAAUUAAGAAGAAUCAUUUUUUGAAGUAUUCCAACAUGACCGAGAGACUCAAAAAUCGUCCGCCAAACGUGCCAAUAGCCCAGUUUAAGAGUCUUUGUGCUUAUUGGAGUAAGGAAACUAUACAAGCAAUCAGUGAAAAUAACACUAGAAAUAGAGCUCAACUAAAGUGGAUGCAUCGAAUGGGUCCCAAAAACUUUGCUUUGACUCGUGAAAAAGUGCGUGAAAAGGAAAAAAGAGAGCCCACUCAAUCAGAAAUGUUUGUUGAAACUCGAAAAGGAAAUAAAGGAAAAGAACUGGAUGUAGAAACUGGAAAAGUAAUUUCCCAACUUCAAGAAAUGGUUGAAAAGGAGGAAAAGAUUAAUGCUUUGAAACAAGCCCACAGUGAAGAGGUCUCUACAUUAAGGGACGAGUUUCAAGAUAAGAUUGAUAGAUUGCAAAAUGCUUUUAAGACCGUAAUACAACAAUGCAAUCCUCAAAUUAAUAUAGAGUCAAUUGAAGAUUUGUUAGGAUUAUCUCAUGGAGAUGCUAAUAGUUCCCCAAAGGAUAUAAGACCGCAAAUGCAUUCAUCUACAUCAACUCAUGCUCCAUGUCAUGGAAAGCAAUGUAUCAAUGAAGAUGUUGAAAAGGACGAUAUAAAUGAUGAAAUUCAAGAGGACGACAUAAAUGAUAAAAUUCAAGAGGAAGACCUAAAUGAUAAAAUUCAAGAGGACGACGUAGAUGACGAAUUUCAAGAGGACCACAUAGAUCUAGAUGAUGAAUUUCAAGAGGACGAUAUAGAUGGUGAAUUUCAAGAGGACGACGUAGAUGAAGAAUUUAUGGAGGAUGACAUAUCUAACGAAUUUCAAGAGGAUGAUCUGGAUGAUUUACUCUUAGAAGACAAACUUGAGUGA
Vicia faba (fava bean) is the source of this 2160-nucleotide messenger RNA. Lineage: Eukaryota; Viridiplantae; Streptophyta; Magnoliopsida; Fabales; Fabaceae. The record is from the annotation of a GenBank genome assembly.